Molecule: messenger RNA, 4932 nt
Organism: Pantherophis guttatus
Lineage: Eukaryota; Metazoa; Chordata; Lepidosauria; Squamata; Colubridae
Biological process (GO): virion assembly; DNA integration
Molecular function (GO): nucleic acid binding; RNA-DNA hybrid ribonuclease activity
Source: RefSeq, a predicted model, not a curated record
AUGGGUGGAGGAGGAAGUACGCCUUUGACCCCCUUGGCAUGUAUGUUAAAACAUUUCAAAGAUGCCUACAUUAGUCAAGAUUACGGCAUAAGAUGGAGUAGGCAGAGGUUGAGGACGUUCUGUGAAGUAGACUGGCCAGAACUCAGAGUAGGCUGGCCAGCAGCAGGGUCGCUGGACCUAGGGAUAGUACUGCAAGUACACCAGAGGGUCUUCCACCCCACCACUGGACAUCCGGACCAAGCUCCAUAUAUCGAUGUCUGGCUUACAUUAGUACAACAUCCCCCCAUUUGGCUACAAAAGUGCAAAGCUGCAAGGUGUAGAUUAUUGGUUUCCCGCACCCUGCCAUAUAAAAAGGAAAAAACGAUCCCCACCAUCCUUCCUAGCUGCCCAGAGGAACUGCCCAAUCCACCACCAUAUCUCCCUCGGGGGGAGGGUGACAUUAGCCAGAGGGCAAGCACCUCACUUUCUGGCAGUACAGGAGAAGGAGCCGACACCUUCCUGAGAGCCAUGGACGACUUGGGUAUCCCCGAUUCACCAGGGGUACCUACCCCUAUUGACCGCUCCGCCCAAACCAGUUUGGAUGGAUCGGACAAGGGGGCCCGCCCGAAGGAGCGACAAACCCAGAAAAGCGAACAGAUCACCCCCUCCUCUGAUGAAUUAGAAGGAGCAGUGGGGGGACAAAAGUCGCCCCUUGGGAAACAGGAAGGCCCCAUAGCUGAUCGAACUCGCUCAAAGGAUACCAGGCAGAGUGAGGAAGCGGACUCAUCGGAAGACGGACCGGCUCUUCUGAGCCCUCUCAGGAGGGUAGAUCAGUCCGUCGUUGAACCGAACAGGGAGCCCGUAAUUGUCUCUGUGUUUCAACACGUCCCAUUUACCUCCUCGGACCUUUUGAACUGGAAAAUGCAUUAUGGUCCGUUUUGUAACAAACCAGCAGAGGUUACUGAUUUGAUUAAAACUAUUGUAGAUACCCACAAUCCAACUUGGAGGGAUCUACAACAGUUGAUGAGUACCAUCUUCAAUCCGGAAGAGAGGGAAAAGAUUAGGAAUGCCGCCCUUAAAAUCUUAAAAGGAACUAUGCCAGCCCGGGAUAUGACCAUUGAACGCUGGGUGGCUAGAAAUUUUCCCUCUGAAGAUCCAAGAUGGGACCCUUAUAAGAUCGAGGAUCUUAGGUCCCUUCAGGAUUACCAGCGCCUUGUGGUGCAGGCAAUCCAGGUGGCGGGGAAACCCACCACCAACAUGUCUAAACCUUCUUUGGUGAUCCAAGGUGCUAGUGAAGCCCCAGAAGCCUUCUAUGCCCGCCUCUUAGAUGCUUACCGAAUGUACACCCCCAUAGACCCAACUCAGCCUGAAAAUGCUCGCAUGUUGGCAAUGGCCUUCAUUUCUCAAUCUGCCCCUGACAUACGGCGAAAAUUGCAGAAAUUGGAGGGAGCUCUUGGGAAAUCAAUGAGUGAACUGAUGGAAGUGGCAAGGAAGGUUUUUGCGAACAGGGAUAAAAUUGAGGAACAGAAGCAGGAGCAAAAAAUGCAUAAAAAGGCAGAAUUGCUUGCUGCAGCUUUGAUGAGCGGCCCUGCCACCCGAGAUGGGCCACGACUGGGACGCUUAAUGGCUUUACAUGAAAUUGUAGCAAACUCCGGUUGGGAGGAUUUUAAUGUCCCUUCCCUGUGGGCUGAGGACAACCCCCCUGGAUUUGCUAGCCAUCAGACACCCAUCAUUGUCGAGGAGCUCCCUGCCAAACAUCCAAUUCGCCUUCGUCAACGGGCCUACCCUAGGCACAUUAUGCAAGCUAUUCAGGAAGUCAUUGAUCUCUAUCUGGCACAUAACAUUUUGGUCCCUACUGAAUCGGCAUGGAACACCCCAAUUUUGCCUAUUCCAAAAGGGGACGGUCGUUUCCGUCCGGUCCAAAAUUUAAAGCCAGUAAAUGCCGCUACAGUAACCAUUCAUCCUUUGGUCCCAAAUCCGUACGUUAUUCUGGGCUUGAUUCCCCAGACUGCGUCAUGGUUUUCGGUCAUUGACCUUAAGGAUGCAUUCUUUACCAUCCCAGUCCAUAAAAAGAGUCAACAUCUCUUUGCUUUUGAGUGGGAAAAUCCGGCUACUGGUCGUAAACAGCAGUAUACUUGGACCAGGUUGCCUCAAGGUUUUAAGAACUCCCCCACUCUGUUUGGGAAUGCCCUCGCAGCUGAUUUGGAAGCUUUGAACCUCCCCAUGCCGGAGGUCUUGUUGCAGUAUGUUGAUGACCUGCUGGUCACUGGCCAGACAAAGGACAUAUGCUGGCAAAACACUUAUGAUCUCCUACACCUCCUACAGCGACUGGGCUAUAAGGCUUCUCGAAAAAAGGCACAAUUGGUCUUGCAAAAAGUUAGAUACUUGGGCUAUGAUAUUGAGCCUGGAAAACGCACCUUGGGUCAUGAAAGAAAGGAAGCUAUUUGCCGCCUCCCCACCCCACGGACCAAAAGGGAUCUCCGGGGGUUUCUGGGGGCUGCUGGGUUUUGCCGUAUUUGGAUUCCUAACUUUAGCCUCCUUGCAAAACCCCUAUAUGAGGCAACCAGAGGUAGUGACCGGGAGCCACUCCUCUGGCGAAAAGAGGAACAGAAAAGUUUCUCAAGUUUAAAACAUGCUCUAAUGCAAGCCCCCAGUUUGGGCUUGCCAGACUUAGACAAACCUUUUCAGUUAUUUGUGGAUACUAAGCACAAUGUUGCUGUCGGGGUUCUCACCCAAAGGUUGGGAACCUGGCAUCGCCCUGUCGCCUAUCUUUCCAAGCAGCUGGAUCCUGUAGCGAGGGGUUGGCCAGCCUGUCUCAAGGCUGUUGCUGGCACGGCCCUUCUUACACAAGAGUCGUCCAAGCUCACCUUUGGCCAGGAACUUGAAAUACAAACCCCUCACGCCUUGAAGGCUGUCUUGGAAACAAAAGGCCAUUUGUGGUUAACCAAUCCCCGUAUGCUUAAAUACCAAGGCCUUAUCACUCACAACCCUAUGAUUGUUUUAAAGCAAUCUACUUCCUUGAAUCCGGCAACUCUCCUUCCUGAACCUGAUCUUGAUGCAGCCCAUGAUUGUAUUCAGACUAUUGGGGAAACAUAUGCCAGCCGCCCUGAUAUGUCAGAUGUCCCACUUCCCCGUCCUGCCCAUGUACUGUACACUGACGGCACUAGUUUCCUUCUGGAUGGGGUUCGCAAGGCUGGAUAUGCUGUUGUUACCCUUACGGAUAUAUGGGAAGCCGAACCCCUCCCUCCUGGUACUAGUGCACAGUUGGCGGAGCUCCAUGCUUUAACUAGAGCCCUUGAACUUUCUAAAAAUCUGGAUGUUAACAUUUACACAGAUUCUAAAUAUGCUUUUUUAACUGUUCAAGUCCACGGGGCAUUGUAUAAAGAGAGGGGACUUAUUACAGCAGGAGGAAAGGACAUCAAGUAUGGUCCACAAAUCCUCCGCCUGCUGGACAGUGUUUGGGCCCCUCGUAAGGUGGCUGUCAUGCACUGUAGGGGCCAUCAGAAAUCUCCCUCGGACACACAACUGGGUAACCAUAAGGCUGACCAGGAGGCUCGUCAUGCAGCGUUGCGACCUUUCAACCCGCAGCUGCACUGCCUCGCCUUAUGGGAUCCCCCAGAAUCUAUGCAGCCUCAUUAUAGUGCAUCUGAACUUGCCCAAGCCCGUGAACUCGAUGCUUCCCUACAGGGGGGUUGGUGGGUCUUGCCCGAUUCUCGUGUUUUCCUCCCGGGCCACCUGGCCUGGGAUGUCGUUAAUCAAGUCCAUGCGCACUUGCACCUGGGCAAGACUGCUCUGGCACAUGCCUUGUUGCGAGAACUCUAUAUCAACAAGGUCCAUAGCAUUGCAGCCAACGUCUGCUCCAGGUGCCACACUUGUGCAGCUAACAACCCUAGAACGGGACCCCAGCCCCCGCAAGGACAUCAGCCUAGAGGAGAUUUUCCUUUUGACUCACUUAUGAUUGAUUUCACCGAUUUGCCCCGCUCUGGUUCAUACACUGCCCUGCUUGUCAUUAUCUGUACCUAUUCGGGUUGGCCUGAGUGUAUCCCCACUCGCACCAAGCGGGCCUCGGAGGUCACGAAGGCCCUCUUGCAGCUUAUCAUUCCUCGUUACGGCCUGCCCUCUAAGAUCUCUUCAGAUAAUGGCCCGGAGUUCAUUCAUAAGGCAACGCACAAAAUUUCCACUAUGUUGGGUAUCCACUGGCGCCUUCAUUGUGCUUUUCACGCCAGCAGUGGUUCUUUUGUGGAACGGGUUAAUAGAUCGAUUAAGGACAAACUGGCAAAAAUUUGUCAGGAAACGCACCUCAAGUGGCCGGAUGCCUUGCCUAUGGCUCUGCUCGCUGUGCGCUGCGCUCCUCGCAAAGAUUUGCUUGUUUCCCCUUUUGAAUUGCUUUAUGGGAGGGUUCCCAACUUAGUUCGUCCCUCUCUGUCUUCCGAGACCCAAUUGGGAGACACUAUUAAGCUCCAACAACUUCAAUCACUUAAUCGAAUGGUUCACAAGUUACAGGAUUAUGUUUUGUCCUCCCGCCCGCACCUGUUUGUAACCCCCACUCACAACAUCUCCCCUGGUCAGGAAGUGUGGGUUAAGGAAUGGAAACGGGAACCUCUUUGUCCCAAAUGGAGAGGACCUUUCUCUGUAGUUAUGACUUCUCCGCUUGCUAUUAAAGUUGCUGAAAUUAAGCCUUGGAUCCAUUGGUCUCGAGUCAAGGUUGCUGCCUCCUCCGAUUGGCGGGUGGAUUGCCAUCCUGAGCAGCCUUUGCGGCUCACCCUUCGCCGACGGCGCACUGUACCUGUGGCUGCCCCUUCUGGUGACACUCCGGAAGCUGUCCCUCUACGAACGGGCGCCGAAGAGGAAUCCCCUGCAGGUAUUACUCCGGAGGCUAAUACCCAUCGCACGGGCAACGCUCCUCGCUUCACCCUGCGCUCUGGGAGGCAAGUCCCCACAGCAUCUCCUUGA